Apaloderma vittatum (bar-tailed trogon) is the source of this 488-nucleotide messenger RNA. It is a transcript of the gene MRPL18, whose product is annotated as mitochondrial ribosomal protein L18. Gene Ontology annotation, biological process: translation. Gene Ontology annotation, cellular component: mitochondrion; ribosome. The record is from RefSeq and is a predicted model, not a curated record. The annotation marks the transcript as partial. Gene Ontology annotation, molecular function: 5S rRNA binding; structural constituent of ribosome. The transcript has 3 exons. Lineage: Eukaryota; Metazoa; Chordata; Aves; Trogoniformes; Trogonidae.
GUCUUCGUUUUGCAUCAACUACAGUCGGUCUCAAAACUGAGGCUGAAGUGGACACAAGUGAAAAUGAGAUUGUUGCCCCAGACUUCACUAACAGGAAUCCUCGGAACUUGGAGCAGUUGGCCCUGGCUAGGAAGGAGCGUGGCUGGAAGACAACGUGGCCAAAGCGUGAAUUCUGGCAUAGAUUACGGCUUGAGCGAACACAGCAUUAUGUAGAAGCUUUCGUUGAGCGUUGCAAUGGGGAUGUUGUGGUAUCUGCCUCUACCCGAGAAUGGGCCAUAAAGAAACACUUGUACAGUCCCAGGGGAGUAACAGCGUGCAGAAACCUCGGCCGCGUCAUGGCACAGCGCUGUUUGGAAGCGGGAAUCAACUUUGUGAACUUUAAAGCCGUCAUCCCGUGGGAAUAUCGUUGUGACUCGAUUCAGGAAUUCGAAAAAGCUAUGGAGGAGGGUGGUGUCGUUCUGCGUGAGCCACGAAGAAUCUAUGAGUAA